UGGCGAGACAGGGGAAAGUGGUCGAUUUCUUUUGUGACAUUUGAUGAUUGGAGUGCUUCCCUCGUGUUUCUUCUCUUUGUGGUGUAAUCUCGCUGUGAUUUUGUUUUUGGUUUCUACCAUUUGUCCUGCUGUUCCCAAUUCACAAACUCUAGCUUCUCAAAGAGAACAAGGUAUUGUGCAUGGAUGGUAUCGCUUGUUCUUCAUUUCUUACAUUUGUUGAGUUGCCGCUCGUGCUUGUUCAGCCCCUGUCAUGCUGAAUGCAGAGACAAGUUCUUUGUUUCUUGGAAGAUUUUCAUGGGUUCAUGUUGACAAAUUUGGUAACAAGCACGAUGUCUGAUGGAGAGGAGACACAUUGGUGCUACCAGUGCAGGCAGCGAUUCGGUCUUCAUGACCGAGAAGUAAUUUGCCCUUUCUGCAAUGGAGGUUUCGUGCAGGAACUGACCGAAAUUCAUGGCUCACCUACUGAAGAAUAUUUCAUGCCUAACUCUGCGGACAUUCCUCCCGGAGUGCCUCAUAUGUUUGAUAUUAUGUACGCGUUGAUGAGAGAAGGUGGUAUUGGCUCGAGGAGAGGAUUCAGGGGCGCUGCUGGUUCUAUGAUGAGAGAGGCAAUUGCUGGCCAGAAUCCCAACUUUGAUGGUAGAAGGCAUCUCAAUUCAGUUCCAGAAGAAACACGGGGAAUCAUUCCUCCCACUCCUUUCAUGGCAUUUCACGGUCAAAUACCCGAUUCUGCCUUCUUGCACCACGGUAGAGCGGAUGGACCGAGGGACAUUGACUUCGAUGAUUAUUUUAUGGGCCCAGGACUGGAAGAACUGAUCGAGUUUCUAUCUCUGAAUGACCAGAGAGGGCCAGCCCCUGCAUCUCGUUCUGCAAUUGAUGCAAUGCCGACCAUCAAAAUCACCCAGACGCAUCUACGUGCUGAUGCAGAUUGCCCUGUCUGCAAAGAGGAAUUUGAGUUGGGGUCAGAAGCGAGAAUGAUGCCUUGCCACCAUAUUUAUCACUCCGACUGCAUCAUCCCCUGGUUAGUUCGGCACAAUUCAUGCCCGGUUUGCCGCUUUGAGAUGCCUGCUCAGGGGAGUGAUGGUAGUAGCCAUGAUGGAAUGUGGAAUGCUCGGCGAACCCAUGGAAGGAAUCGUCGCCUGUCUUCUACGAGGCCUCUCUAGCUCUUCAUACCCAAGCAUAUCACUAUGUCCAAAGGAAUCGCCAGAUGGGAGUGAUCUGGAAAUGACUGUUGGAUUUCCGAGUGUCGCCUUUCAAUAGAUAAAUAAGCACUUCCACAACACUGACGGAGGUAAAGAGAUACUUCCCGGUGCAUUUGUAUAUAUGGGUAGGUGUGGGAUUUCAUAUCGGACACGAAGUCUUUGCGGAUUCUGUACUGUUUGUAACUCUGUUCCGUUCUUCAAAACACAUGCCUGUUUAGACCUGCUGUUGUUGAAAUGAACCCGCUGUUGCUGGCUUGCUCA
Rhodamnia argentea is the source of this 1460-nucleotide messenger RNA. RefSeq names its product probable E3 ubiquitin-protein ligase RHC1A. The transcript is spliced from 3 exons. NCBI's taxonomy places the organism in Eukaryota, Viridiplantae, Streptophyta, Magnoliopsida, Myrtales, Myrtaceae. Gene Ontology annotation, biological process: protein ubiquitination. Gene Ontology annotation, cellular component: cytoplasm. The coding region runs from base 258 to 1160 and encodes 300 amino acids. Gene Ontology annotation, molecular function: ubiquitin protein ligase activity. The record is from RefSeq and is a predicted model, not a curated record.